GAGAGAGGCCGUUACCGGGGCAACGGCUGCCGGCAGCAUCAGCAUCAGCAGCAGCGGGCAGAGCGUGCAGCACAGCGGCUCCCCUGGCACCGGCCCCGCCGCCCCCCUCGGCCACGCCGAGCUGACCGAAAACUUACCCGGGAAGGAACGUCGACGACAGCGAGGCAGUGGCUGUGACUCCCCAAGGCCCGGCGGACAUCCGAAUCUUUCUUUUUCCCAGCCCCACUCAGCCACCCUUUCAGCACCCCCAAAGCGGUUCCAUGCUCUUCCGGGAGACCCCAAAAUGCAGGAACAGUGGGUGGAAAACUUCGGCCGACUGAGCGUUUCCGACUGGCUGCCCCUAAACGACCUCACCGAUCAACUAGGGAAGGUUACCCUCUGUGAAACCGACAAGGGUCACGGCGACCCGAACGCUGGAAAAACCAGAGAAAACGUGUCGGCAGAAGACGUUGAGCCCGGACCCCUGGAGGGGGAUGGCAAAGCCACGGCGUCUGCGGUCCCCGCGGGCCUUCCGGGCAGAAACUGCCCUGGUACCCCGGAGCCCAACUCCUGGGGGGACUUCGAAGGGUUCAGCGAGGCCUCGGAUGAGGCGGAAAGUUUCGCCUUAGAGGCCGGGGCGCGGUCCGAUCGUUGGCCUCCGGAAGAGGGUCCCCCCUCGAAGGAAGAACAUUUUGGGGUGGCUUUGGGCUCCCGCCUCUCUAGCAGGAAUAUCCAGGGCAUGAUGGAAGCUGCCUCCAUUUCCUCUCGGGAGACCCAACUCAACUAUGAGAAUAUUUUUAAGUUUGCCUUUCGGGACGUAUUGGCACGACAAUUAACUGAGGACAUCCUCACCUUAGAUCAAUUUCUAGAAGCAAGGAGUGAAGAAAACGCAGCUUCCGAACCUGGGAAGAGACCAUUCUGCUCAAACUCCCGAAAACUUUGGAGAACUCUUCGAGACGCCAACAGCGCACCUACUUCAAGAUGUCUCUGGACUAAAUCCCAUUGCCUGGACAAUUUCUUACUUGUUCUUGGAAUUGACUCGACACAAAAAGACCCUUCAGGAAGCAAUCCUCUCACUUCGGAAGGUGCGAACCUGAAAGAAAUCGAAGAACUGAUGGACGUUAACGGCUUCAAUAUUCACAACUGUAAGGCUCUCAUUCAAACCAAGCUUUCUGUAUCCCCAAGUCCCAGGCAUGGCAACCUCUUCAUUUACAACCUCUUUUUGAAGAAGACUCCUUCUCAUGGAACUCUGCAAUACAUAACAACUCCAAGGAAGAGGAGACUGUUCACUACCCGCAGUUUAAAAAUGAAGAUUUUUAAGAGUGAUGUUUGCUAAAGCAAGAGUCCUUUUUUUUAUUAUCGAACCUUAAUACUUUGCUACUGGUUUGGUGCCGAAAACUAGUGAAGAUAUUUUGGGAGAACACAGAUGUGAACCUUAAGGUGAAGGUAUAAAAAGUUUCCGAUUUAAAAGCCAAUGACUCCUCUCGUGGGAGCCAAGGCUGGGCAGGGACAGCUCAAAGCCCUGGCUUUCUGUGUCUUUGUCUGGAAGUCAGAGUGCCGGGUUUUAAUCUGCUAUUUUCAGCCCAAAGGCUAGCAGCUGCAACUAUAUGAGGAAUGUAGAUGGCCACGCCUUCUCCCUGCUGGUUGCCCCUCCCUGGUCGCACAACGCCAGGCCGUCUGUUAGGCCCGGCGGGCCGGUUGCGGGGCUCUCUGGCCAUCUGUUGCGCGUUAAAGAGGGUAUCGAACCCCCACCUGCCCACCGAGGGACCCCAGACUUGAUCCAGACCCGCCCCCGAACUCUGAGACGUGGUUGAAAACCAGGUGUUAUCAUCCGUUCAUCCGCACUUCUCCAAUCUCCCCUUGAUUGCUAGUGAGACGAAGGCUCAGUGACAGGGUUUAGGCCCCUGGCACCGAAAGAGUCCCUGGAUAAGACAAAUGUUCCGAGCAUCUGUUUUCUGCUGUAGGGUGAGGGUCUCUCCUUCCUUCCCCUUCCCCAUCCCGUAGAAGACUCUGGAGUUAGGGUCCAGUAAAAGCAUCGUGGCACUGACUUUUUAAAGCACUAAAAGAAAACUUUCUGUACCCGUUUAGAAUAUAUUUCAAAAACUCCGGGGAUACAGCUAAAUGGAGGGCAGUGAAUGGGAUGUUUUCAAGUUAAUAUACUCCAGCGUUUUAAUCGCAAUUUAACUUUUAUUCUCUCCCUUCCGCCCUCCCCCCGGCUGAUAUUUCUAAGUAGAUUUUUGGAGCAAUCUAUUUUAUUUAAUAUUAAAAUCACUUCUGUGAGUUGUGCAUUGCUGACCUAGGAAUAAUGUCCACCAUAUUAUUAAUCUGUAAGUAGCUUUUCUUUUAGAGUGGUUCUGAUUACCCAGAUAGUUGCCAGAGUUUGAGCCGUGGUAGAUCAUUCGUCCGAGGGAUCUAUGAGUUACAGCUUCCUCUUUGUUUCAGCCACAGAAAUUCACAUUUUAAAAGGCCAAGAGCCUAAAGAUCUGCACUGACUUUUUGGUAACCUUUAACUUAAUAAAAAUUUUCUCAACACAGA
This is a messenger RNA of Ornithorhynchus anatinus (platypus), 2515 nucleotides long. It is a transcript of the gene CLBA1, whose product is annotated as clathrin binding box of aftiphilin containing 1. The coding region runs from base 284 to 1315 and encodes 343 amino acids. Gene Ontology annotation, biological process: intracellular transport. NCBI's taxonomy places the organism in Eukaryota, Metazoa, Chordata, Mammalia, Monotremata, Ornithorhynchidae. The transcript has 6 exons. The record is from RefSeq and is a predicted model, not a curated record. Gene Ontology annotation, molecular function: clathrin binding. Gene Ontology annotation, cellular component: AP-1 adaptor complex; trans-Golgi network membrane.